Messenger RNA from Marmota monax (woodchuck), 8252 nucleotides. It is a transcript of the gene Pdpr, whose product is annotated as pyruvate dehydrogenase phosphatase regulatory subunit. The record is from RefSeq and is a predicted model, not a curated record. The transcript has 18 exons. NCBI's taxonomy places the organism in Eukaryota, Metazoa, Chordata, Mammalia, Rodentia, Sciuridae. Bases 741 to 3377 code for a protein of 878 amino acids. Gene Ontology annotation, molecular function: protein binding; oxidoreductase activity. Gene Ontology annotation, cellular component: mitochondrial matrix; cytoplasm; mitochondrion.
AUACCUGGUAGAUCAGGCCAUGCAAAAUUUCCAGAAUAUACUUCUGUAUCACUAUCUGAUCAUGUAACCAAUAUCUGUUGAUUGCAUAAAACUGUGUUUUGUCCUCGGAUUGUUGGCCAUGCCGAGAUAUAAGGGCCAGCAAAGCCAGACACAACCACUGAAAACCUGAGGGAGGAAGCACGGAGCGAGCGGCCUGCCCAGGAUACGUGCCUUCGAUGGCACCGCCUCCUCACACCUUGGGCUGAUCUCCAGGGCGUCCCAGCUCAGAGCCUUGAGGACCUCGGAGGUGACUGGUCGCGCCCCUCCGUUUCCAGCGGUGAAGCCUGUGGACCACCAAGCGAGCCGCAGGCAGGUCUUUCCACACCGGCGUCUACACCUGCUGGGAGCCCACUGGACUUCGGGUCACACAGCCCACCCAGUACCACUCUUCCCACCGCCCACUGCGUGGUGUUGGGGUGGGAGGGUCUGGGACCUGCCGCCCCGCCUGUCCUGUAGCGGGUCGCCCCCGCAGGGCGCGCCCAGGCCAGCCCCCUGCCCCGUGGGCGCGCGCAGGACGCACCCUUCUGGGACACGCCUCAGGAUGCAAAAAACACCAUGCCUCCCAGGAAGGCCAGGUGACAAACGAGCGUCUCAGCUGGAGGAGUAUGGGCCGUGUCCCCGGAGAGCCGAGGACCCGGAGUUUGAAUUCCUGGGAUUGCCUUAGCUAGCAAGAACAUAGUUCCUGGUUGGUGACAGACAUAAUGUUUUACCGGUUGUUAUCAAUUGCCCGAAGACGAAGAACCAGCCCAGGAUGGCAGAACUGGUCCUUGGCGAGAAGCAACACAUCAACUGCUGAGGCACAUUCUAUCACCCUGCCUGCCCAGGCCCAGGUUGUCAUCUGUGGGGGUGGAAUCAUGGGCACAUCUGUGGCCUAUCACCUCUCCAAGAUGGGGUGGACAGAUAUUGUCCUUUUGGAGCAGGGCAGGUUGGCUGCUGGCUCCACCAGGUUCUGUGCUGGCAUCCUGAGCACUGCCAGGCAGUUGACCAUUGAACAGAAGAUGGCAGACUAUUCAAACAGACUCUACCAUCAGUUAGAGCAAGAAACAGGGAUUCAAACAGGUUACAUAAGGACAGGCUCAAUCUUUCUGGCUCAAACACAGGACCGGCUCAUUUCCUUGAAGCGCAUCAACUCAAGUUUGAAUGUUACAGGCAUCCCUUCAGAGAUCAUCUCCCCAAAGAAAGUGGCUGAACUUUACCCUCUCCUCAAUGUGCACGACCUGGUGGGGGCCAUGCAUGUUCCUGAGGAUGCUGUGGUGUCCUCUGCUGAUGUGGCUCUUGCCCUGGCAAGUGCUGCCUCCCAAAAUGGUGUUCAGAUUUAUGACCGGACAACUAUUCUUCAUAUAAUGGUCAAAAAAGGCCAAGUUACUGGUGUGGAAACAGAUAAAGGACAGAUUGAAUGCCAGUAUUUUGUCAACUGUGCUGGUCAGUGGGCAUACGAGCUGGGUCUGUCCAACGAGGAGCCGGUUAGUAUCCCGUUACAUGCCUGCGAACACUUCUACCUUCUGACUCGCCCCUUGGAGACCCCUCUGCAGAGCAACACACCAACUAUUGUUGAUGCUGAUGGAAGAAUUUAUAUUCGGAACUGGCAGGGUGGCAUCUUGUCUGGGGGCUUUGAAAAGAACCCAAAACCUAUUUUCACUGAGGGCAAGAACCAGCUGGAAAUUCAGAAUCUGCAGGAAGAUUGGGAUCAUUUUGAGCCCCUGUUGAGUUCCCUCCUGCGCAGAAUGCCAGAAUUGGAGACUCUGGAGAUCAUGAAGUUGGUGAACUGCCCUGAGACCUUCACACCAGACAUGAGGUGCAUCAUGGGCGAGUCUCCUGUAGUACAGGGCUACUUUGUCCUGGCAGGGAUGAACUCUGCUGGCCUGUCGUUUGGUGGAGGAGCUGGAAAGUAUCUUGCUGAAUGGAUGGUACAUGGUUAUCCCUCAGAAAACGUCUGGGACUUGGACUUGAAACGCUUUGGAGCACUCCAGAGCAGCCGUACCUUUCUGCGUCACCGGGUCAUGGAAGUCAUGCCUCUGAUAUACGAUCUGAAGGUUCCCCGUUGGGACUUCCAGACAGGUAGGCAGUUGCGCACAUCUCCUCUGUAUGACCGGCUAGAUGCACAAGGAGCCAGAUGGAUGGAGAAACAUGGAUUUGAGAGGCCAAAGUACUUUGUUCCACCUGACAAAGACCUCCUUGCAUUGGAGCAGAGCAAGACUUUCUAUAAGCCAGAUUGGUUUGACAUUGUGGAGGCUGAAGUCAAGUGCUGUAAGGAAGCUGUGUGUGUCAUCGACAUGUCCUCUUUCACAAAGUUUGAGAUAACAUCCACUGGGGAUCAGGCACUAGAAAUUCUACAAUACCUCUUUUCCAAUGAUCUGGAUGUGCCUGUGGGCCACAUUGUACAUACUGGCAUGCUCAACGAGGGCGGAGGAUAUGAAAAUGACUGUAGCAUCGCACGCCUUAGCAAACGCAGUUUCUUCAUGAUCUCUCCAACCGAUCAACAGGUCCACUGUUGGGCCUGGCUUAAGAAACACAUGCCGAAGGACAACAACCUGCUGCUGGAGGAUGUCACCUGGAAAUACACUGCCCUCAAUCUAAUUGGUCCUCGAGCUGUAGAUGUGCUGUCCGAGUUGUCCUAUGCCCCCAUGACUCCAGACCACUUCCCAACUCUCUUUUGCAAGGAGAUGAGUGUGGGCUACGCAAAUGGGAUCCGGGUGAUGAGCAUGACUCACACAGGAGAGCCAGGAUUCAUGCUUUAUAUCCCCAUAGAGUAUGCUCUGCACGUAUACAAUGAAGUGAUGAAUGUUGGACAGAAAUAUGGAAUCCGGAAUGCUGGGUAUUAUGCUCUUCGCAGUCUCCGAAUUGAGAAGUUCUUCGCCUUCUGGGGUCAGGAUUUGAAUACCCUCACCACGCCCCUGGAAUGUGGACGGGAAUCCUGGGUGAAAUUAGAGAAGGGCAUGGAUUUCAUUGGUCGGGAAGCUCUGCUGCAGCAGAAACAAAAUGGGGUGUAUAAACGCUUCACCAUGUUCAUUCUGGAUGACCAUGACACAGACCUGGACCUCUGGCCUUGGUGGGGAGAGCCUAUUUUCCGGAACGGGCAGUAUGUUGGCAAAACCACCAGCAGUGCCUAUAGCUAUACUUUGGAGCGCCAUGUGUGCCUCGGCUUUGUGCACAAUUUUUCAGAAGACAGCGUUGAAGAGGAGGUGGUAACCACUGAUUUCAUUAACCGGGGAGAAUAUGAAAUUGACAUUGCAGGCCACCGGUUCCAGGCUAAGGCUAAACUCUACCCUGUCACCUCCCUCUUUGCUCACAAGCGCCGAAAGGAUGAUGUGGAGCUGAGUGACUUACAGGGGAAGUAAUGGCAGGACAAUCUCACCUCUUGUCAUCUCAUUGUAAGGAACAUCAUCUCAGAAGCUUCUUCCUUUCCUCUCACCCUGUCCCUGCUUACUAAACCUUUGCGUCCCAUCUCUUACCUCCUUGAUAUAAUUUUAAACUUGACCUACUUUUAAACUUUUGCUUUGGAACCCCUCUUUUCGUCCUGGUUGCAGUCUUCCCUCCUGUUCAGAUUCCCAUGGUGGCAGGAAGUUUAUCGGACAGAGGCCAGGCUCCACUUGUGGAAUUGUAAGGUGAAAAAUUCUGUGUCUUAAAACAAGGCAAGCUGGUAUUUUACAGGCCUUAGGACAAGAGUCCAUCUCCCUUGGGCUAAGAUUUCUUGGAGUAACUUGUUUAUUUCGGUGGGGCACCUAUGUGUAUCUCAUAUGGCUCCUGGAAUAGCUUAUGCCUUUUAGGCAGAUCAUGCUGUCCCACUGCGCUAUGGGUUAGUACCCAAUACCUCUAGCAGGAAGAUGAUCAUCUACCUCACUGGUGAGAAGUAUUGCAUGGACAUCGUCUUGUUUGUAGUACAGACGAACAGUUAACCUUGCGCCAUCCUCAUCUUCCCUCCAGAAUGAAUUCUCAGAUCUUUGGGCCACGGCAGCCUAUUGUUUUCUUUAUCUCUUGUACUCUAUGGUGAGCUUGUUUUUUCUUUCUUAGCAAACAAAUAUGCCAGUGUUAGAGAAAAACCUUGUUGCCUUUUGUGUUGCUUUUCCCAACUGAAAGGGUCUGACUUCAGGAGGUAUACAAUCCUCUAAAAUAUUGCCUUUCUUUUAUUAAAGUGACUCCUAGCUCAGCCUCACCUCUGCCCUAUGCAAUCAGCUCACAAACUCAGCAUACACUGCUCUCCCUUUAGAGCAGGGAGGGAAAGUUUAGAUGGGUUGUCCCAGGUGAGUAACCAAACUUUGCUAUUCAUGCUGAGUGCCAGAGCGCUACUAGAACCCAAGCUGUAUAUCUCCCUGGUGUGGAACAGAGCUGACCACAUGGAUCCAUUGAGAGUUCUGAGUACAGUGGGUGUAGGUUACCUGGAGCAUUGUUUUCCAACUUUUCCUUCUACACAGCUGUCCAUCUCUGGCUUUUGGAAUGCAGAUGGCUAAGAGUACCCUGCACAUUUUCAAUCUGAUGAUAUCUCUAUUUUCUAAAGGUGGAACUUAGAUGUCAGACUAUAUAAUAUAGCCCCAAAAUGUCACUUCCCCUUUCAUGUGAACAAACUGCUAUUAGAAAUUUUAAUUCAGCUGUAGCCUCGCUGUCUUGACAUCUUGGAAGCAUGCAUUUUGUUAAUUCUAUAUUAAAGGAGAUCUUUUCAUUUCUUUAGAGCAACUUAAAAUUCUCAGGUGUCCACUUGCUCUGCUAUUUCUGUGGGAUCUGUUACCCACGCAGACCAGUUUGACAAUUCCUACUUGAUGACAGACUUCACUGUCCCAUCUUUUUUGGGUGGAAGGGGUCUUAAUUGAUUUACUAAGGCUGCAUAUGAUUAGAAUUGUUUGGGACCUUCCCUAUUUUAGAACAAAUGUGUAUUUAGCCAAGACAUGCUGCUUCGAGGAACAGGAGCAAGAAGUGUUUCUGUGCUGGAAAACUAAGCAGGGAAACAGCAGCUAUUGGACUUAGGAGAGCAGAAAGAGACCUUUAGCAAAGGAGCUGGCUGACCUACUUUCCACCCUCCUCUUUGUAAAUGAAAACUUACUUGGGAUUAAAUCAAAAAGAAAUUCUUGGUUUAUACACAGACAGUAUGUGAAGAUAAAUUUGCUCUUUAACUGUUACAUAUAGAAAGUGUUUGUUAACCAUGUAUGAUGUUCCAAAUUGGAAAAAAGCAAAUCCUUUAGUUUAAAAUUGGGGAAUGCUAUUCUGUCAUUCAAAUAGAAAUAUUAUCAGAAGUGUAUUCACUGUAGUCUUUAGGACUUGAUUUCUAGCUAAUUAUUAAAUUAAUUUGCUUCCUCCUUAAGUAGGAGGGAAUAUCUGAUGAUGUAUCCAAAACAGUCACUGCAUGAUUUAACUAGGGAAAUCCUUCCCUUUUGAGCCAACAGGCAGUACUAAUCUUGCUGGGAGGGGAUGAUGGAACAGGACAAGUACUUUGAAAAACCUCCUCCAUAAGUAGCAGCCAUACUCCUAGGACUCUGGUGAGGUGCUGAUCUUCUGAGCCUUCAAUGCCCACAUGGAAAAUUGUCUUUGUCACUUUAAGUACAUCCUCUCGGUUCAAACAUAGGUAUUAUAAAUCUAAAUUUUUAAAAAAUUUGGUCCUACUGUGAGUGCUCUGAACAGACUCUUCCCUAGCAUAACUACUUUGCCUCUGUGUCAUAAGCAUAAUAGAUGUUACAAGCAUUCUGGGCUCUUAAAUAGUCAGUAGAAGCAUUAGAUCUUGAGGCAUGGCUGUAGGAAACAGGCCCAACAACCAAAACAUCAUUUAGUAUAUCACCUUCUCCUUGGAUGGUGGUGCUAUAUAGAUUUGCCUGGAGUGACACCUCACCCUAGGAAGCCAGUUAGUUUGAGGAAUUGUAGACUUUAGCUUUAGGUGGUUGCAUACUUUUUUCUUUCUGUGGUGGUGGGGGGCUUUUAUCUUGUCAGCAAAUUAUUGUUGAAUCCAGGAACGAAAAGUAUGUUGCCCUCAAAAGAGAUCACCCAGUGUUGCAAGGUUUUUGAAUCCUUGUCCUUGAAAUAUCUUUAAGUACUUCCUCCGGCUCUUUCUGUUAGUAUUGUGUCCAUCCACAACAAUAUAUAUUUUUUAACAUGGUGCUGAGGAUCGAAACCAGUGCCUCACACAUGCUAGGCAAGAGUUCUACCACUGAGCUACAACCCCACCCCCUUCCCCUGGCUCCUUGUGCCAGAGGAAAUCCUGUUUCUUAGCACUGCCGCAGUCACACUUGAAGCUGCAUUGGAAAGAUUUCUCUGCCAUGACAUGGGCGCUGAAGUCAAAACUUUCUGAAAUAGAGGUGUUCUAAGAGCAAAAAGGGAUAAGAGCUAACUGUUUUGUCUACUUGAUAUCAUUUAAUUUUGUAUGACAGUCACAUAGCAACUUCUCAUGGGCAGAACAGGCUCCAAAAUGAACAAUUACCACUAUAUUUCUAGUAUUCUUCCAGGGGUCUCUCCACCCGCCCUAAUGUGGAAGAUUCACAUCAGGCCAUGAACACAGGGAUCAUUUAGCUCAUUGGUUAAACCUCAGCUUCAUUUCUGCAGCAGUGGAGCCCAGCCACUUCAGCUUGGCUCUCACCUGGAGGGGUGCCAUUCCUGGUUCUCUCUCCUGUACUCACCAAGAAUUUUACCUGCUUGCUUGCUUUUAAGCCUUUUGCUUCCAAGAAAGUAAAACAUGAAAAAUAAAGCUUGAGCUCUCACAGUAUACUCCAUGCUGUGCAUGCAUUUGAAAUGUUAGCCUCUUUCCUCAUGGUUGACAGUGGCAAUAUAGGAAUGAAUGGUAGGAGCUUCCUGAAAGUGUGCUUUGUUUCCUGAGAUGGCCCUGAUUUCUGGUUCUGUUUAUCCUCUGGCAUAUAAACAAAUUUGCUGACAUUUGAAUAUACCCUCAUCAUCCUUAAGAGAAUCUGAGACAGAAGGGAAUCUUUUACAGUGUUAGUACCAGGCCUGGGGGUCUAUCCUAGUAGAACAAUUGCAUCAGACUGCUUUCAGAAGUGAGUUACAAGGUUUAUUUCCAUAUCUACUACUUCUAGGCCAGGAUAGUUAACAGGGGUCCUUUAUGAUAUCUAAAAGCUCUGGUCACCAGGUUUCCUUCUGCAUUCCAUUCCCAACAUGCCUCUCACAAAUACUGAGUAGCAUUUUAUUAAGUUCAAAAUGAACAUCUUCACCUUUAUCAGCAGGCAUAUGAAUUAAGGAGAAGCAGGUGAAUAGAUGGAAAUGGUAGAUGAAGUAGUUUGCUCUUGGACUUCUAACCACACUAUGUGUACAUGCAGGAAGUGGUGAGCGAGUUCUGGGUCUGAUGGGCAGCACCACAUUCCAUCCACCACCUCUUUUUUUUGCCUCCACUUCAAGGUGCUGAGUUGUAAGGCCCCCGAUUCAUGUCAGAGUGGGACUUGCUAUUACAGUCCCUUAUAACUACCAAUGCACUGUUUUUCAUAAGAUCGAUUUUUGUCUUUGCCUUCUCAUUGUCCAUCAGACAUCAGAGUUGUUCCCUGUAUAAGAUUCUUGAUUUUCCUGAGCAUAGUGUCUGCAUCUCUUUAAGAAUUAUGCAUUUCUUCACAGGCUAUUUUUCCUCACAUUUAGGUGCACCUGUUUUUAAUCCUUUGCAAACAUCUUCUGCCUUCUUGUUUUCCUGUCCAUGAAGGACAGAAACUAUAAGAGGAGAAGAGAAUAUUUUUAGCAUCUGUUUCAGAUCUAUACCAGGAUUUCCUUUGCACACCAAGAACUGGAGUUUUGAGCUCCUCUUUCUCUGAGCCCAGUUCUAGUGCCUUACACUCCAGAAUGUCAAGUGGCAGAUGAAGGUAAGGAAGAAUGGGAGAAGGAAGGUUCAUUUCAGUCUGUGGGUUUCCAUCACCCCCCCGUCUCUCAUUCCUCAGAAAGAAAUGGGCGUGAUGUAGGUAGUUCUACAGCUCAUUUCUGCAAAGAAUUUUCUAGCCAUGUAGUUCACAAUUACUCUGGUCAACUCUUGGGAUGUCUAACACCACUGUUAAGUGUGCAGUUCAGAUCAGCCCUCUCUGUUCCUAUGAAGAGUUAGCACAUCAUCCUGAAGACACUCUAGGUGCUUGAGUAAAGGGCUCUUUUCUCAAGAGCCCAGGUGACUUUGGGUACAUAGGGUGACGAGCAUUUCUGCCCUCCAUGAAUGUGGCAUAAAUAAUGUGCUCUUUGUAACCAGCUGGAUUUCAACCGAUUUUCUUUUCAUGGUACUAGGUAUGUAAAUGAAUAAAGACAUUUUAAUUUCU